Ficedula albicollis (Collared flycatcher) is the source of this 1439-nucleotide messenger RNA. RefSeq names its product SH3 and cysteine-rich domain-containing protein 3-like. Gene Ontology annotation, cellular component: extrinsic component of cytoplasmic side of plasma membrane. Gene Ontology annotation, molecular function: protein binding. Lineage: Eukaryota; Metazoa; Chordata; Aves; Passeriformes; Muscicapidae. The annotation marks the transcript as partial. The record is from RefSeq and is a predicted model, not a curated record. Gene Ontology annotation, biological process: positive regulation of protein localization to plasma membrane; positive regulation of voltage-gated calcium channel activity; skeletal muscle contraction. The transcript has 12 exons.
GCAACCACCAAACGCAAAUAGCCGGUGGCUCCUCCGCCCGCUGCCGCCCGGCGCACGCUGGGGCUCCAAUUUCCCGGCGUCAGCCCCCGCCGCCGCUCAGCUGUCGUCCCCCUCUGCCCUGUCACUCCUCUGGCCACCGGAGCGGGGCCGCUGCCGCCCUCCCCGCUCGCCCGGCACGGGGCCCCGGCACCGGCCGCCCUUCGGGGGCUUCUCCAGCGCAGGGGGACACCUCCAAAAACAGGCAUGACGGAAAAGGAAGUGCCAGAGCCACCAGCUUCACCUGCUUCAGGUGGGAAACCCAAGAGCCGGCAGCUGCAGAAGCUGAAACAACUUUUCCAGCGAAAGCCCAAGGAGGAGCCGGCGCCGGAGCCGCAGCCCAACGGGGAGCUGGUCAGCCCCUCGGGGGGACCCAUCUUCUACAUCUACGAGGAUGAGGAGGAGGAGGAAGAGGAGGAGGAGCCCGAACCCCCUCCCGAACCCGAGAAACUUGUUAAUGACAAACCUCACAAGUUCAAAGAUCAUUACUUCAAAAAGCCCAAAUUCUGCGAUGUUUGUGCCCGCAUGAUCGUCCUCAACAACAAAUUUGGCCUGAGGUGCAAGAACUGCAAAACAAACAUCCACCACCACUGCCAGUCCUACGUGGAGAUGCAGCGCUGCUUCGGCAAGAUCGUGAGUGUCACCCCCCCGGGGGGGGACCAUUCCCCUGCCCCCCCAGCAAACAGGAGCGAUCCUGUGUUCGAGACGCUGCGCACGGGAGUCAUCAUGGCCAACAAGGAGCGCAAGAAGGGGCAGGACGACAAGAAGAACCCCUUGGCUGCGAUGAUGGACGAGGAGUCGGAGGCCACGAAGCCGGUGGGGGGCAAAGCCGAGGGUGGUGCCUCCGAAGGGGACAAGAAGGCUGAGAAGAGCCCGACAGAUGACAAGAGCAAGAAGCCGCAGCCCGGGGGGUUCCUGCAGUCCCACUAUUUCGUGGCACUUUAUCGCUUCAAAGCCCUGGAGAAGGACGACCUGGACUUCCCGCCGGGGGAGAAGAUCACGGUGGUCGAUGACUCCAACGAGGAGUGGUGGAGGGGGAAGAUCGGUGAGAAGGUCGGGUACUUCCCCCCGAACUUCAUCAUCCGGGUGCGGGCGGGCGAGCGGGUGCACAAGGUGACGCGUUCCUUCGUGGGCAACCGGGAGAUCGGGCAGAUCACGCUCAAGAAGGAUCAGUGGGUCACUGGUCACCGUGGGGGUGCCGGUAGCCCGCAGUGGUCACUGGUCACUGUGGGGGUGCCGGUAGCCCCCAGUGGGUCACUGGUCACCGUGGGGGUGCCGCUGAACUGUGGCUCCCCAGGAUCUUCCCUGGCUCCCCAAAACCCCCUCGGCAGCUGGGGGGAGGUUUUUGCAGCAGCGCUGGGGGAUGUGGAGUGUGGGGGUGUCAAGGGUCUGGGGGAAUCAGG